ACGCGCAUGCGCGUAUAGAUUGGUCUGUUCAACCUCACUGAUUUCCGUCGCAGCCCUCUGUGAAUUCUUUGGUCAGGCUUGCAUCGUUGGUUAGCAUCGUGUUUUAUUGAAUCAGAUGGUAAAUAGACAACGGAGUGUAUACGGAUUAUAAAGCCGGACAACGCAGCCAAGAACGAACAUUCAUGGAUGCUCAAGCGGAACAACGUCGACAUUAAAGCAAGAAACGAACCAGUUUGCGAGCGGGCAAGAGGUGGACUUGGGUGGACUACGAAAGCGUCGACAGAGUCCUACAAGUCAUUCUCGUUAUUUGGACAUACCGAUAUAUUAGGAAAUGUUCAGUUUCUUGCGCAGCUAUACCCGCCGUGAACAUUUAUUUUCCAUAAAAAGGAAUUAAUUUUAAUCAAAUGUGAGUGGCUUAUUUCUUCUUCUGACGGUAAAAGAAAAUGGUUAGAUAGCAGAAAGAUGAGACGAUAUGGGACAUGAAAUGGAAAUGAUACGUGAGACGAGAGAAUUUCCACCGGGAGCAAUUCCGAGACUUACGUCGUUACUCGGCUCCCCUACGUUCCGAUCGAUUGCGUCUCGCGUAAUCGUGACGUAAAAGUGUACGUUGCCUUCAGACUUAUUUUUCAUAAAAGAGAUGUAAUUUUGAUCGAUUGGGAGUGAUAACUUAUUUCUUGGAAAAAAAAAGAAAAGAGCAAUCAGGUAUGAGCAUUCAAUACACUUCCCAUCGGGAGAUCUGGUCUUCACGUUUUCUAUGAAAUUUUCUAUGAGGUCUGAUUAGCCUCGGACAUCUUGCUCGUUGCGUCACAGAAGGGUGUGAUGCGACAGAGAGACAACGUUAUCGAGGUGAAUCGCGGCUGAUAGUGACGUAAUCGCGCAUUCGUGAAUAUAUUGGGUAUAAACGCGAUAAUAAACAAGGACGUCCGAAAGUGUCAAAUAGUUUUUUUUUUCUAUCAAGAGUGAAAGAGCGAGAAAUGCAGUGAUUUUAGGGAGGUCCCUUUUUUUUCCUUAAAUUCGAGAAUCGCCAAUGGACACGCUCACGUCUCUCGGUGUGUUACAUAAAUAGAACCAUCGAGAAUCAGGGCGCGCCGCGGCAGCAGGGGGAGGAUUCCAGUGGCGGAGUGAUAAUAACGCUGACAGGAGAGGGGCGCUCUCGGUUCUGAUUGGUUGGACGAAUCGGUCACGCGGGAUGGGCUGGCGAAGACGCGCACGUGGACGAUCUCGUGUCCGAGUCCCGGUCCACGUCCAGAAAUGCGGUAAAACUUCCUGAGCAUCAGCAAAAUGAUUUAUGAGCGCUGGAGGAUGGAAUCUUAUUCACACAUGGCUCACCGAUGGCAUCCUUGCUAAGAAUUGGGCUCUCAUUCAAGAACUUCUCGAGCUUUUGCUGCUCUGUCCAGUAGAUAUCGAAAGACUGAAAAGUAAUAAUUGUCCAAAGUUGAUCAAGGGUUUGUCAAAGGAAGGUAGUCACCAAGGUGUUCGGACAUUGGCCAGCCGUCUCGUGGAGCAAUGGCUAAAAAUUGUAAAGGGAGAAGCAGCGCCAAACUCUGUGCCAGCUCAAAUCAUGACUGUUCCAGCGCAGUCAAAUGCUACUGUUAGCCAGUCUGCGAUUAUUCCUUCAUCGCAGCAACAGCACUCUACGACUAUUCAGCAAACCAUAGAUACUACUGAAAAUGCAACCGUUCAUGUGCAGGACUUUAAGCUCGCGCAACAAUCUAUCGCGAGUACUUCAAUAAAUCAAGAUCAAGAGAGGCAGCAACAACUGCAGGAAAGGUUACAGCCACAAACGGUGCAAGUCAUCGGUAAAGGACAAGGACAACAGCAAGUAACGCAACAACAAUGUAAAAAGCAAUCUUUUGUUGUUGUAUCGACGUCCUCGACACUGCCGGUUUACAAAAUUACUAUUCGCGAUGGCAAUCAGGUCCUUGCGAAGGUAGAGACGGAUGCCGCGAAUAUAAAUAACAUCCUAAAUGCAACUAUUACGGAUAGUGAACACAUCUCGGACGCUACGCAACAAGUGAAGACAGGAGUGGAGGAGUUAGACGAGACGGUAGAAAACGGCAGUGCAGCUAGUGGUCGGGACGAUGUAGUAGAUGUUAUACAAUCAGACGAUUCAGGACAUGUUCCUAGUGAAGUGAAACAAACUGUAGUUAGUUCUAAAGACAAUCAGGAAGAUAGCGAAGGUGUUAAAAGUAAAGACAUUAAAGACUCUAAGGACAUUAUUAGUAGUGAUAGCGGUAAAUCUAGUGACAAAGAAAAUAGGGACUCUCAUAAAAAAGAUGAUAAAAAGUCUAGCAGUUCCGACAAGAAAAGUAGUCAUCAUAGCUCAUCCUCGUCUUCGUCAUCGUCAUCUAAGAGCUCUAAGCAUGGCACAAGUUCCAGUGCACAUCGUAGCGGCUCUACAUCUCAUAAAUCUAGUAGUCACCGUUCCAGUUCUAGUAGUAGUUCUAAAAAUUCUAGCAAAGAUAGGUCUUCCAAGGAUAAGGAUAAACAUCACUCCAGCUCAUCUAGCAAACACAGCUCAAGUAGGAGUAAAUCCGAGCGAGACAAAGAACGGGAGAAGGAAAGGGAGAAGCAGAAGAAGGACCAAGCAGAAAAGGACAAAGCAACUCUGGAGAAGGUACAGGGUCAAGCGUUGAGUUCCAAAUUGGGCAAGAUACCGAAGAAGAAAACAGAAGAUGAGAAGUCGGGCGAUGCGAGUGGAAGAAAGUCUUCGAUCGAGUCGCGCGACGGUUCGAAAGAAAAUAAGGAGAAAGUGGAUUCGAAGAAGGAUACCGUUGCGACGAAACUCAUUACUGAAAAGAAGAAUAUAUCCAUUUCUAUUGAGAAUAGAAAAAAUAGCCAGGACUCGGGGACACGACCGAAAACGGUGAAGACGUUUAACUCGAAAUUCAGAUCCACGGGCCUAGAGGAAGAAGUAAAACCGCCACCACCUAGAUCGAAGAAAGCAGUUCCUGUUGUCGAUAAGAAGGUUCUACCUCCGAAAUUGCCCGUGAAGAGGCCAUCACCAUUGAGGGACGUUCCAUUGGUGGAGAAACGUGCGAAGAUACUGGAUUCACCAACAACCCCACCAAGCGAUGAGAAGAAGGGAGGGAUUAAGCUGAUUCCGGCAAAACCUAAACCAAUGAUGCUACAAGAAAGCGACAUGUUCAUGGAUGCUCUCACCGCGUCUACCAAAAGCAAAGAACCGAGGAAGCGCAAGCGGAGGGCUUCUAUUACGAAGGAGGGGUCCUCGGAAGCUAAGAAACAAGAAGUUACUAAUGCCGAUAAUCGCGAGAGCACGCCGCCACCUGCUUCGCCUUCGAAUACCGAGGAGAAAUCGCCGGUCGCUAUCAAACCUAAUUUUAAGUUCUAUCAAGACACGCUGGAAAUAGAAGAAGACAAAGAUCAAAGAGAAAAAGAAAUCGAAGAUGAAUCAAAGAGGGAUAAGGAUCAAAUGCUUGAUGAAGAAAAAGACAAUAGAGAUGAUGAUGAUAGUAGAAGUAAUACACCGACGCCCGAAGAAGAUGUGGAAGAAAUAAAAGACGUAGAAUCACCAGAAGAUGCAUCUUCGGUAGUUUCGGAUUCAGGGAAAAAGGACAGCUACCCCGAAAUACGAUAUGUAGACGGGCUAAAGAGUGUACUGCUACUUCAAAAGCGUAAAGGGCCGAAAAAGGUUUUGAAAUGGAAGACAGAUCUAGAAUCUAUACGCUACUUCGAAUUGGACGAAACGGAAAGGGUUAACGUGACAAAGACGUUUACUGACAUGAAGCAGAUGGAAAAGCAAAACGAGAGAGAAGCAUUCCAGAUGGCUAGAAAAUUAAAUACUGAAGAUUUAAUGGAAGAAAAAACGAGAUGGAAACCUUUAAUUCCGGUUGAUCUACCACCUCCUUUAGUGGAACCUGGCAAGGACAGCAAAGAAAAGGAUGUUCAGUAUGCCCGCGAGAAAGGCAUUCUUCAAGCUCUUUACUUUAAUCGAAGCAUGAUUCCAGACUCUGCGGCUGAACCUGAUGAAGAACGGCAUCAUGUAAUGACUGAUCCCAAAAUCAUACCAUUAGAUGAUCUUACGGGCAAUAAAGAGAGCGAAAAGGACUUUACAGCAGUCCCGUGGCCAGAACCUAAGCCACAACCUCCGCAACCAUCAACUGUAACAACGUUCCACUAUCCAACAACGUAUCCGCACAAUCAACAAAAUAUGCUAACAACUAUGGGGCCUCAAUCGACAAUGGGUCCCAUGCCGCAGAUACCCCAACAAAUGAUGGCUCCCACGCACAUGGCUCCUAUGUCUCAGGAGAUAGCGGCACCAAUACCAACCGCCGGUGGUGGCGGUUGGAGAACGGGUGACGGCAAAGUCCUUGUACCGGACGUUGCUAUGAACCCGAUGGCAAAUAUGUCGGGUGGUUUUAAUCAGGGAAUGGAGGGCGGGCCCAUGGUUCCACCGGGAAUGAUGGGACCACCACCCAUGUACAAUCAGGAGAACUACGGCAUGAUGUGUCCAGAUGACAUGGGAUACAAUAAUUUUCAAGGCCCACCCGGACCGAUGUACGGUCCUGGGCCUAACUUUCCAGGUCCGAGAGGCGCCCAUAUGCACAACAGAGGUAGAGGUGGUCCUGGCUGGGGAUAUCGAGGACCUGUUAGAGGCGGUUGGAGAGGCGUCGGUGGUGGAUGGCGAGGAAGUGGUAAACAACCUCCGGUAUGUAGACAGUUUUCGAAAAAUGGUUAUUGUCGUGUCGGUGACAAAUGUCAGUACCUUCAUCCCGGUGUAAACUGUCCGCCGUUUUAGUUGUUGAACUGAGUGGGACUGAAACAGUGAUAUCGAUUAUAUUGGAUGCUAGUGGGAUUGAAUGCUAAUUGAAUGAUAUUGAAAGAAUGUCUUCAACUGAAGAAGGAAUCGCCCAAAAAAUGACGAAAAGAAGAGUGGGAUUACGAUUGGCAGCGUUUUAGUUGUAUACCUAGUAUUGAAGACCUCCCUUAGGACUAUCGUGCUGAUGACAAUUUGCUUGGCGAAAAAAGCAGAUUUAAGUGUACACGCGAACAAUGCGUGGCAUGCAAAGUGAUUACUCUUAAUGUGCAAUUUUUUUUUGUUUUUUUGCAUGACUACAUGAGUAGAAUUUUUACCUGAUAAUACUCGAUGUGUUCAAAAGUUAUGUAAAUAUAAUGACAUUUUAAUGAAUGCGAUAUAAAUUUAUAUAUAUAUAAUUGUCGCAGCAUUCAGUAUGAUCGAUUAUAAGCGUAUUAUAUAAAAUUGAAUUGUAUCCAUGCCAGGUUUACAUCGGCUGCUGGACAGCAGAGCAUUUUUUCCAGAUGACUCAAAAUGUCGAGACUGCAAAUGUAAUGCCUCUUUUCAAUUCCAUUUAAAUUCUUUCAUAUUACGCUCUUAUAUAUAUGUACCAUGGAUAUUUAAGUACAAGACAUUUUUUCUUCCCCUUUUCAUUAUUUUUCAUUUAUGUUUAUACGAGACUACGGCCGAAAUUAUGGUUCUAUACAUAUUUCUAAAGAAUGCGAUUUAAAAAAUUGCAAAGAAAAUCGAAUUAUACAUGAUGUAACAGUUAGUAUUCCUGAGAAUUAUGCUUUAUAUUUCCAUUGCUUUUUAUACUUACAAUAAUAAAAUAAUGAAAUUCGAUAUUAAUAAUAUUCGAUCGAUCAAUAAGAUUCUUCUGAUGGAACAGGUAGAGUCUUAAUAUAACAAGCUCAUAUUUUGAAACAUGGUACUGCGUCUAAAAAGUCUAACAAAAAAAAAGGAUAAGCAGGACAAGUUCAUAAUUUUUAUCAUAAUAUUUGUGUAGAUUCUUUGUAAAUAUGUUUGCAUAAUAUAUAAACAAAUUAUUCUCUAUAUAAUGAUAGACUGUUAGAUUUAGUUGCGUAACGAUGAAAAGACCAGAAUGGUAAUAUUUAAUGAGAAUCAUAUGUACAUGUCUUUUGAAAUAGAGGUUAUAACGAUCUGAUAUUAUUUGAACUGAUUUCCUCGAGUUUGAUGUACAAAAUCAUGUAACAAUACUUUGUAAUCUGAACUGUCAUGGUAGUUGCAAGUUUUUUACCGAGUAAGAUGAUUAAGUACACUUUUUUGUAUAUGGUUGAUCGUUAUGUUUGUAUAUAACAUGUUGUAUAAGCGUUGCUUAAUGAAAAUACAUCAGUCAUAAUUAUUUU
Solenopsis invicta (red fire ant) is the source of this 6123-nucleotide messenger RNA. RefSeq names its product serine/threonine-protein phosphatase 1 regulatory subunit 10 (gene PNUTS). The record is from RefSeq and is a predicted model, not a curated record. Gene Ontology annotation, molecular function: metal ion binding. Bases 1289 to 4759 code for a protein of 1156 amino acids. Lineage: Eukaryota; Metazoa; Arthropoda; Insecta; Hymenoptera; Formicidae. The transcript has 9 exons.